AUGUUGGCAUUCAUCCACAGACAGUUGACACAAUAUAAUGCAGAACCUCUGAAGAUUGGAGGAUAUCCAUAUGAUUCUCACAGUGGACAGCUGAUAGACAGUCUAACCGAUGCUUCAGACUUCACACCGCCAUCCUGCCUGGAUGAUCCUGACAGAGAACAAAGAAUUAAGGAGCUUGAGCUGCUGCUUAUGUCAGCAGAGAAUGAAGUCCAGCGACAAGUGCAGUGCAGAGGUCCUUGUAGCUUGGAACAGUACACAGCUUGGUCAGACAACAUGUCAGAUGACACAAUAACUACGAGUGGCAGCAGUGUAGAGAAGCAGGGACGUGAAAGCCCCUGGAGGGGCUCUGGGAUCCUGGAUGGACCUCCAGCACAGCUCACCAUCUCCCCCAGCAAGUUUCUGGCUGACGAGGCCGGCACUGUGCUGUCAACCUUACAUACCAUACCAGAGUUUGCUGAAAGCAUGGAGCUCAUGGAUUCAGACCCAGUUAUAUGGAGCAAGGUGGCCAGUUUUGAUAUAUCAAAGACAGCAACACCCUCCAAGAACAUCCAGGGAGGCUACACCACACUUCUUCCAGAGCGGACAAUGAGCAAUCCAAUGGUUUACUCCGUAAACACCCCACCUACCAUUUCUGGUUGUGACAAGAACUCCCCAUUUGGUCUGUGCGGUGUGUCCUCCCUGACUACUAUCAAUUCAUCCAAAACCACACAGGCAUUGAUUGGGAGGAGGAGGAAGGAGACUAAUGAAAGGGUUGAACCGUCCCCUUUGUCUGACAGGACAUACUCAUCCUUCUUAGAAAAUGUUUCUGAGUCACCGAAGAAAACUCCCCCAAAGUCCCUGCCAUUUACCCCAUCGCGAUUCUGCAACAUGUCUGCAACUGAACAUCUGAAUCUUGAUAACCCCACCCUAACUUCAACUCCUGUAUGCGGCCAAAGAUGUCUCCUCUAUACGCCGCUCCAAAAAGAAACCACACCGAAGCACCAGAAAGAGAAUGAUGGUUCUCGAACUCCUAAAUUACGCAAAACUGUCACGAUUCCGACCCCGAGGACACCAACUCCCUUCAAAAAUGCGUUGGCUGCUCAGGAGAAAAUGCAUGGGCCCCUUAAGAUGGAGCCCCAGCCACUGGCAUUUCUAGAAGAAGACAUUCGAGAAGUUCUAAAGCAGGAGACUGGAGCUGACAUUUUCAACAAAACAGACAUCCUGACUGAUUACAGAGCAUGGAAGCAUAAUAUGGAUGGUUCAGCUCGAAAAGUACGAAAGUCUCUUGUGCUUGAUCCUUGGGAGAAAGAUUGCCUCAACAUCCAUUUUUUCCAAGAGCAGCUUAACAAUGCACAAGUACCAGAGGAAAGUCUACUGGCGACGUCUUCCCUGAUUCCAGAGCAGAAGGAGUGCCCUUUGAUCUCUGAGACAGAAGAUUCCUUAUUACUUCCGAUUCAUCACUUUGCUAGCUCACAUAUGAAGAAGUCACCUGCUUCACGCAAAGCACCAAAACUCAGCUCUGGACAGGUGCAUGACUGGGAAGCAGUGAUUUACGGGAAAACAGCAGACCAGCUGAUCAUGACAGAACAGGCCCGACAGUACCUGAACCCCUGCACAACCUCUGGUUCCACCCCAAGGGCCCUUGUGCUUUAAAACCGUCCCUUUGCUGCGAGGUCAACACUACUAUUCCACCUGUCCAACAACUAAAACCUCCACUGAAUCAUGUAAGAGACAAUCCAGUGAAGACAAAUUAUUUUUAAUUCAAAGCAGAAAUGCACUGCCAAGGAGUUUCUUGAUUUCAACAUGCUUUUAUGUCACUGCCCAAGCUGAUUUCUUGUUUACAAGCAUUCUCUGUUUUGUUGGUAUUUUCUGACACACACAUACACAACCAGCCUCCACAGGACGUUUUGAACACUAAUGA
Molecule: messenger RNA, 1900 nt
Organism: Thalassophryne amazonica
Lineage: Eukaryota; Metazoa; Chordata; Actinopteri; Batrachoidiformes; Batrachoididae
Product: myb-related protein A-like
Biological process (GO): regulation of DNA-templated transcription
Source: RefSeq, a predicted model, not a curated record